Messenger RNA from Oldenlandia corymbosa var. corymbosa, 393 nucleotides. NCBI's taxonomy places the organism in Eukaryota, Viridiplantae, Streptophyta, Magnoliopsida, Gentianales, Rubiaceae. The record is from the annotation of a GenBank genome assembly.
AUGGAAUUAGAUGUUGUUUUGAGAAAUAAGGUUGCAAAUGAAGAAGUUCAAAAGGAGGGCACCAAUAGCAAUGAGCAACAACAACUAGUUGUUUUUUAUCCGGUUUUGCAUGAACAUGUGAUUGAGGAGAAUGCUAGUGAGUCCAUGCGUAAAGAAGGUGAUCCAGAUGAGGGCUUGUUAGCAGAUGCAGUGGUAUGCACGCCGAAACAAGUAGAUGCGAAAGAGCUACGUAUGACAGAAAACAUGGAGAAUUUAAAAAAAAUCAUUGCUCAAGUUGCGAAGGGUGAAAAACCUGAUUUUAUCUCGGCUCGUAAGCAAUGGAAAAAGCCUAGUGCCAAUGGGAAACCGAGAAUACGAUGCUUGGAAAAAAAAUUGUUAGUUAUAAUCCUUUGA